This is a messenger RNA of Chlamydomonas reinhardtii, 1227 nucleotides long. RefSeq lists its product as uncharacterized. Bases 470 to 757 code for a protein of 95 amino acids. The transcript is spliced from 2 exons. NCBI's taxonomy places the organism in Eukaryota, Viridiplantae, Chlorophyta, Chlorophyceae, Chlamydomonadales, Chlamydomonadaceae. The record is from RefSeq and is a predicted model, not a curated record.
CUGGUCUUUUCUGCUUCGGGAUCCAGGGCCCGGCCGCGCGACCUUGGCGUGCCAAACCCUGGGCAAAUGCUGGACAUCCUUCGGGACAUCUUCCCGCUCACUCUACAGCAACCUCUGUGCUACCCGCCUGCCCGGCUGGGAGCUCGAGCGGAGCGCGCUUCACUGAGAGGAGAGUUGUCUCUUAUCAAUUGGGAAUGUAGAGGCGGUUUGAGGCCUAAAGGUCGCUGCGAGUGUGUGACGUCACGUCGCUUGUUUCGUGUCUUCUUUGUUAGCCUUGCUACCCACGCUUGCUAACUCAAACAAAGCAUACCCAAUAAACAGGCUCGUCUGCACUGAUCCGGGAUUAUGGCAUCUGUAUUGCCGCACACAUGCCCUUGUGAAUUCUUAACGAUGCUGAACUAACGUUGAAAUCACGUUGCAGGGACGUGACGUCAACUCCGCAACCAACAUCCGGCACGCGCUGGUGGAAAUGCUGCUGGGGCACAAGCGACCUGCAUCGCUGCAGACUGGCGGCGGCGGCGGCGGCGGCGGCGGCGGCGGCGGCGGCGGCGGCGGCGGCGGCAGCGGCGGCGGCGGCAGCGGCGGCGGCGGCGGCGGCAGCGGCGGCGGCGGCGGCGGCAGCGGCAGCGGCGGCGGCGGCGGCAGCGGCAGCGGCGGCGGCGCGUGCGCGCAUCUUGGUAGCGGAGGGGGCGGGAAAGGCCACGUGGAGGAGGAGAGCGCAGCGCCGCCCAAGAAGCGGCGCAAGCGCGCAGUCUGAGGAGCCGGCUGGUGUCUAGGCAGCGGUCCGCGGUGGGGCUGGCAGGGCAUGCGUAGCGGCGUGACAAGUAGUGCGGCUGUUGACAACUGUGCUACGUCUGGCUGCGGUUGGCUCUGCUGUGGCAUCGCGAUUGCUAGGCACCUGGUUUGGCUAUGUGCCUGUGGAAACCGACCCCGGCUAUGUCCGGGCGAUGAGGUUGUUCGGCCUCAGAGAGUGGAGGGGCUCAGCCCCUUUUCCCGUGACCGGGGAACACUUAUCCCCUAAUUCUUCCCCGGCAGGCCACAGAAUGUUAUUGAAUGACACUGGGGAGGAAUCCAUAUGCGCGCAGCCUGAUGGUGAACAUAGCAGACACCCGGAUAGAGGCCUGAGACGUGCAAUCAACGGGGGGGGGGGACGGGUAGGGGCGGGGUUCCUCGAGGGGCUCAGGUUGUUAUCCUUGCAACGGGUGUUGUGCCCGGGAAACGGACUUG